Copidosoma floridanum is the source of this 2721-nucleotide messenger RNA. RefSeq names its product Autophagy-related 7 (gene Atg7). The record is from RefSeq and is a predicted model, not a curated record. Gene Ontology annotation, molecular function: Atg12 activating enzyme activity; Atg8 activating enzyme activity. Gene Ontology annotation, biological process: cellular response to nitrogen starvation; autophagosome assembly; protein modification by small protein conjugation. Gene Ontology annotation, cellular component: phagophore assembly site; cytoplasm. Lineage: Eukaryota; Metazoa; Arthropoda; Insecta; Hymenoptera; Encyrtidae.
GAAUAGUUUUGUUUAAACAGUUAGAAUUUCAAAUUUUUAUUACGUGUCACAUAAUAUACACAUUACACAUGUGAGUAUACCUAUAUACACUUCUACAUUCACACACGACAGCAUGUGUAGGUGUAGUCGUGUAGUGUCAAUUUUGUGUGCAUACAGGACUUUGCGCAGUAGAUAGAAGAACCAUGGAUAAUUAAUUGUUUAAAUAGUACUUUUAAUAAAUUUUCUAAUAGUAGAAAGUGAAUUUAAGACUGAAAAAGUUUCGACAAACAAGCCAAAAUGCCAGAUGCCAUUGUAAAAUUUGCCAAAAUUCGCUGCUCGCCAGAAUCGAGUUUCUGGGCCAAAUUUGCAGAGUUGAAGAUAGACAAGUUUAAAUUAGAUGAAAAAAUAAAUAUUCAUCUAUGGGGAAGCUAUAACCUUGGUCCAGAAGAACGGGGAGGCAAGCCUUUGUUCCUCGAUUACACAUCAUUCAAUGAUGACUUGGAAACGACGACGCACAACGCGGCAGUUCCGUGCAGCGGCCUUAUGGUAAACACAAAUACAUUCGAUCUAUUCAAAAACACAAAUCCUCAAACUUUCAUAAACACUCUGGGAAGAGAACUCAUCGACUCGUUGAAAAACGGAUCUGCUCUAAAAGAGCCCUGGCGACUGAUGACCUUUCUCGUGUUGUCUCAUGCGGAUCUGAAGAAGUAUCGAUUUCACUAUUGGGUGGCGCACCCGACACCCUUUGCCCUGCCUGAAAUGCAUCACGCCAAAGAACAGGUCUUUGUUAGGCAAGAGUUCACACCUGAGCAGGUACAAAGUUUCGAAGAGGGCUUUUCAAAGUUGGAUGCUAAGUCACGGUGUUUCUUUUCUGUAAUCGUUUCCAAAGAUUCAAAAUCCCUGGAGGUUGUCAGCCUUGUCAGGGGAGUCGAGAUCGGUAACUCGAGCGACAAAGAGAACGAAGCGGAUAUUUACUUUGCGUUCUACGAUCCGUGCUCGCACACAGCUCCCGGCUGGCCGCUGAGAAACUUGUUGUGCUUGCUGUUCUUCCAGUGUCCAAAUGUAUGUUUCGAAAAAUGGAUGAAGUUUAUCUCGGUGAGGGGACCGAAUCUGACGAAUUCCGUGGUUUACACGAUAAAAACCAAAGAGCAGGAGAACAUGGAGGAGUUGAGGGAGUCCCUGUUGAAGGAAAAUUUGAUUGGUUGGGAAUCCAACUCCAGAGGCAAAAUGGGACCGAAUAUCGACGAUCUGUCGGAAACGAUGGACCCAAUCAAAUUGGCCGAGCGGGCAAUCUGUCUGAAUCUGAAGCUUAUGAAGUGGCGACUCGUACCUGAACUGGACUUGGGCUACAUCAGCGGUCUGAAAUGCCUUUUGCUGGGCGCAGGGACGCUCGGUUGCUCGGUCGCCCGAGUUUUGCUCGGCUGGGGCGUCCACACGCUCACUUUUGUCGACAACUCCGUGGUCUCGCCCAGCAAUACCGUCAGGCAGAACCUCUACACCCACGAGGACGCCGUAAACCGACGGCCAAAGGUUGAGGCUGCAAAGAACGCCCUGCUCAAGAUCCACCCAAAUCUGAACGCUGAGGGAGUCGUGCUACAAAUACCGAUGCCAGGCCACGUGGUUGGCCCCAGCAUGCUAGAGUCAACGAGGCAGGCAGUCGAGAAGCUCGAGAAGCUGUACGCUGAACACGACGUGGUAUUUCUGCUGCUAGACUCGCGCGAGGCUCGCUGGCUGCCUACGCUAAUGUGCGCGUCCAAGGGCAAGAUAGCCAUAAAUGCUGCCCUGGGCUUCGACUCGUAUACGGUACAGAGGCACGGAACGCGGGAUUUGAGCCAGACGUCGUCGCCCGAUAUCACCCUGCAAGAUCCGACGGGCAAGGAUUUGGGCUGCUACUUUUGCAACGACGUUACACAGCCCGGCAACUCUCAGACCGACCGCACCUUGGACCAGCAGUGCACGGUCAGUCGGCCUGGCUUGUCAUACAUCGCGGCAGGCCUCGCUGUCGAGCUCUUAGUCGCGCUGACGCAACACGAGGACAGAGCGGAAGCCCGUGCGCUUCUGUCAGCGUCUAAGGAUUGCGGCAGCACCGGCCUGUUGGGUGGAGUGCCGCACACGAUACGUGGCUCGCUUUGGAACCACGAGACCCAGCUUACGGUCACGCAUAGGUUCGCCUCGUGUACUGCUUGCUCGGUACCUGUGAUCGGCGAGUACCGCGCCAGAGGCUUUGACUUUGUGCUGGAUGCGUGCAACAAGCCCAAUUACCUGGAGAGACUCGCCGGGAUCGAGGCUCUGCUCAGCAGACCCGGAUUAGACGAGAUGUGCUUUGCUCUCGAUUCGAGUGAAGAGGACGAAAACUGAAACAAUGGAAAUAGAGAUUGCUUAAGUCACGGAGAUUAACAUUUUUUAUAUAUAUAUUUUUUUUUUUUUUUUUUUACUUCCCUCUAUAAUUGAAAGGAGAUAAUUCCUUACCGGUGAUCCAACAGUAUUGCAACAGCUGUAUAGAAUAUGCAUUCUUUUUGUAUUUUUGUAAAACGUGUGAAUUUUUUUUCUUCCGUGUUUUUUCUUAAGCAAACAAUGCGUUUCAUAGAACCCAAACUUGUUAAUUCGUCGUAAUCUAUUAUUAUUCCGAGUAAGUUUUAUAUUACCUAUAUCAUCGCUAUUCUGUGUGCAUGGAUUUAUCAGAUGUAUUCGUGUUUUCUAAGCAAUUUACCCAAUUCUCAAACGAUAGUAAUACUCCCAGUG